AUGUCUUUAAUCAAACCCAAUUCUGGUAUUUCUAUGUUAUUAGAAUUUAUACUAUUAGAGUUAAAAACUAAUUACAACUUAACUUAUAAAAAAGUUAAAAAAAGUAAACCUACUUUUAAUGAAUUUAAAAUAUGCAAAACCAAUUAA
Cetraspora pellucida is the source of this 147-nucleotide messenger RNA. The record is from the annotation of a GenBank genome assembly. NCBI's taxonomy places the organism in Eukaryota, Fungi, Glomeromycota, Glomeromycetes, Diversisporales, Gigasporaceae.